Magallana angulata is the source of this 4064-nucleotide messenger RNA. Its product is annotated as voltage-dependent calcium channel subunit alpha-2/delta-2-like. NCBI's taxonomy places the organism in Eukaryota, Metazoa, Mollusca, Bivalvia, Ostreida, Ostreidae. The transcript is spliced from 22 exons. The record is from RefSeq and is a predicted model, not a curated record. Gene Ontology annotation, molecular function: voltage-gated calcium channel activity. Bases 347 to 3808 code for a protein of 1153 amino acids. Gene Ontology annotation, cellular component: voltage-gated calcium channel complex.
CUCAAUGGAACAAAUCGUUGAUUGUGUGAAUAACGGUGUUAUUUAUUUAUUUUAAACAAUUUAAUUUUUAUUACAUUUACAAAACCCAAACUUGCAUUGUAGCACUUCGUUCUUUAUAUUCAUGGAACGAAUCAAUACUCCACCGGGAGGGGGAUCGAUAGCAUACAGUGCUGCUGUGGAUUCUAUUGGCAAAUAUUGGCAGAUUUCAAGUUUCCCAUUAGUUAUUCGAUGUGAAGCGCGCCCGUCAAUGGACGGACCCUACAACACCAUAGGGAUAUCGUAUACACGCAGGGUUGACAUGAUACCUUAGGAACAGUACAACAAGACUGGGCACAGCACUGAGGACAUGAGGUUGCUACAGAUUCUGUUGAUAGCCCUAGUACACACAAGAGCAGAAUAUUCAUGGACAGAAUAUGAGGAUGGUGCACAUGGUUCGUUGGAAGGUGAUGUUUUGAACUGGGCUGUAUUGAUACAGAAUUAUAUUCUACAGUUAGCCAGUGAUGGCAUAAAGAAGGAUUUUUCACAGGCAUAUCUUGACAGCGCAAAUUACACCUUUGAGAGGAAGGAUGGCAGAGAUAUUGUAGAGCAAGUAAAACAAGAAUUAGGUGACUACUUCAGCAAGAAAAAAAAGGCAGCAGAGAUUCUUGCACAGAAAGUAAAAGAGAUUUAUGAGGACUUCAUAAAACACAAAAAAUUUAAGACAGGAAAGUUAACAGACCUCAAGGCAAAACAGUACAGAGACUCGGAUAUUCCUGAACAACUGGCUGGAAGCCUAAAGUUUGCUCCCUAUUACAAACAGAAUGUGAGUCAGGAGUUCUCUACUAUCAAGAUAGCUGAUGAAGUUCCAAGAGAAGAGGAGAUGACUGUGGACACAGUCAAUUUUACUGCUAAGCUAGAGGACACAUUCAAAGAAAAUGCAGGAAAUGAUGAAUUUCUCAGGUGGCAAUACUUUGGGUCUACAGCAGGUAUCGUGCGCAUUUAUCCAGGACGUGAGUGGUCAACCAACUUUGCAGGGUUUUACAAUGAUUAUGAUCCUAGAGUCCGCCCCUGGUACAUUGCUGCCACAAGUGGACCAAAGGAUGUUGUUAUUGUGUUAGACUGCAGUUUAUCAAUGAAAGGUGAAAAAUUUAGUAUUGCUAAAGGGGUUGCCAAGACAGUCAUUAACACACUGACAAAACAGGAUUAUGUCAAUGUAGUGUGUGCCAGAGCAAGCCAUUGGGAUCAAGUCGGAAAACUUCAUUACUAUGGAACAACUGCACUUAGUUGUCAACAGGAUACCAUGGUACCAGCAACUAUAGCUCACAGAAAAGACCUCAAAGAGAAGAUCCAAAAACUAAAAGCAGGGGGCACAAGUGAACUAGAAAAGGGUCUUGAAAUAGCUUAUGACUUGUUGAAAAGUAAUCCACGUACUGGUUGUCAGUCUGUCAUUGUUUUUGUUACUGAUGGACAAGAUACAGAUGGGGAGAAUAUCAGGUGUGGUCCAGGCUACUAUACAAGAAGUGGGUAUGUUCCUGGACCUAUCUGUAAGUACAACUGGACCAAGGUAUGGAGUGUGGCUGAUGGAAAGAGCAAGUACAGCUUGCCCCAGACCAGGAUAUUCAGUUACUUGAUAAAAGAGGAUGCUGAGGAGUUUCCAGGAAGAUUGGCAUGUAGUCAUAGAGGAAGUCUUGUAAAGCUAAACAAUGGACAGAAUCUCAUCUUCCAGAUGAGGAAUUAUUUUGAUUUUUUGUCAUCCAGUGCCCUCAACACCAAGGCCAUGUGGACAUCUCCUUACCUUGAUGCCUGGGGACUAGGUAUCAUGGUAACUUAUACCAUACCAGUCAUUAGCAAUGGCACCACAAUUGGAGUAGUUGGUGUUGAUGCUACUUUGGAUCAGAUAGAAAAUUUUCUUACAAAACAUCAGUGGGGAAAUGUGUAUUCAUUUCUUAUCAAUAAGGAAGGAGAGACAAUUUAUCAUCCAAAAUUAAAACCCAGCACAAACCUCUUAGAGGAUCCCAUAUUUAUUCCAAUAACACAACUUGAAACAGAUGAGGAGUUCCCUUUGAUACUGAAAGACAUGAGAGAGGGCAAUACAGACAUGAAAGUGAUAGAACAAAAGGAUAAAUCCACUAAAACUUUCUUCUAUGCAGCAAUAGACGAUUCAGAAUAUUCAUUUGCCUACAUACUAACUGAUACAGAUAAGGAAUUUCGGCGCUCUCAGGAACCUGUGGACAGAUCAAGUUACACUACAAGUUACUACAACCUAUUGAAGGAAUACUUGAACCCUGUGGUCAAGGAAGAGUUUCCCCAUGCUUGGGAGGAGCUGGAGAUUCUUGAAAACGAGACCCAGAGAUACCCAGGCCUGACCAUCAGUUACAAGCACUCCACCAUCUUCUUGGCCCCCAAGUCACAUUGUGACCCUAUUCAGUACUUGUAUGAUGACAACCUGGCCAAGAAGACCAUAAAUGCACAUCGCUAUAUGAAUUCAUAUGAGACAGAUGAUGGAUGCGUAGGUGACCAAGUUUAUGACAAAGGAAUAAGGGCUGAUGUUCUUAUUACACAACCUAUAGAGGAGAUCUGGAAAUCUCGAGAAUUUGAGUCGUUGUCACAAGUAAAAUGGACAAACAUUGGACUGAGGAGUGGAGUGUUCAGAACUUAUCCUGGUCACAGAUCAAAGAGAGGAUAUGAUCCAACAAAGCGGCCAUGGUAUAGAAGAACAAGUAGUACCCCAUGGAGAACCUCCAUCUCUACACCUUACAUGGAUGCUGCUGGAGUAGGCAAGAUUGUCACUAUCUCCCAGGCUGUGUUUGAGGGAAUGACACCUCGAACAGAUGAAGAUUGUUUUAAUAUCACACAACCUUUACCAGGGGGCUGUGUUUGUGAAGUAGAUACUGACUGUAUCAGUCGUGUUUGUUAUGUAAGUGAGGCACCAGGUCCAAAUUCUGAUCAGCGUCGCUGUGCGACAGAGCGUGUAGAGGGAGUAACAGGACUAGACAUCCUAUAUGAUGAUUUUCAGAAUAGAACAAUGGAAGCCAUGCAGGCCAGUAAUGGCUUAAAAUCCUGUAACCAGCACUACACAUGUCCAAAUGGAGAGGACAAGUGUCAAACAAGAUGUUACUUGUUUGACAGCAAGGCAUUUCUGGUAAUGGACCCCGACUUUUUAAUAGCUAGUGCAUUAGAUGAAAGUAAAUAUGAACAAGUUCAACUUGGAACCAAAGAAGGUGAGGUUAUGAAAGACCUCAUCUACAAGCAUGAUUUCUUUGUUAGAGUAGAGAGCAUUGAUUUCCAGGGAUCUUGUCGCAUAACACCCGAGGAACCAAAGUUAUCUCUUGAUGGAAUUCCCAAAAAUCCCGGGGAACAGGAUGACUAUAUUAGAAACAAAGGUCCUAUUCCACAGUUUAACAGUGAAUAUGGCUGCAUUCAGGAUGUAAUUCAGUUCAAAACAAAUGACAAGGCAUUAGGACCAAGUGGAAUGAUUACAGGGAAUGUAUCUGGUCCGUGCAUGUCUGGGUUUUACUAUGUCACAUCACUGCCAAAGACCAACCUUUAUUUGCUCAUCAUAGAGAACUGGAACUCAUACCCAGCUUCUCUGUUCUAUAACUUCAACUGUCAAAUUACUCGAAGCAUUGUGAACUCAGGAGCAUAUCGUAUCAUCAACGGCACAUGCAAUCAGGCUUCAAAGUCCAGUAGAACUCUAGCAGAGGAAGGAAAGUGUCCCAAGCUGUCUGACAAAGAUCUUAUGUGUAUCUAUACAACAGCCACACCGCUUACCUCAACUCCUGUCCUAAUACUACUGACACUGUUCUGUACAUAUUUGAUUUAUCUCUGAACAUUUUGUAAAUAUGUAACGCAUUUUGGCAAAAAAAACUUGUACAUCGAAUUUUACAUCGACAAGGGUAUUUGUACUAUGUUUAUAGGUGUGAUUUAACGAAUUACACGUUUACGUUUGUUUGCUUUUAUUAGAACUCCUUCAGUAUUAUUGUAGGCAUGGAUAGUUAUGUACAUUAUUAACAUUUUUGUGAUAGAUUACCAAUUGUAGAAUAUAAACAUGAGUUUAAACCCAGAAUAAAAAGAAUAUGACAUGA